AUGGAGAAUAGAGAUAUCGGCCAAGCAUCGAUCGACACGGAACAUUGUCAAUCGAGCGACGCAGAUACUGAAGAAUCGAUCGUUUCAUCAGAAACGUUAUCGAUCGAUACCAUCCAGCCGGAAGCAGGUAAGUACCCUCUUACCGAUGCUAAUAAUGAGAAAGUAGUCCAAACUGAACCAAUAGGUCAAUCAAGCAACAUUUAUAGUCAAACUACUGAAAAACAGGGGACUGAAAUCCCUGUUAAAUCAAACUCUACCUUAGACAUAGGUGAAGAAAUUAAAUUGCCCUUGCAAGACUACUUAAAUCCCAAUAGGACCUAUUCCAAUAGGUCCGUUAUCAGAAUACCUGACGACGUCAUCUCGAAAACCAAUUUUAGUGCUGACUAUUAUAAUAUGAUGCGUCGAAACCCUUUUAAAGGAUCUUCUCUAGAACAUCCACAAGACCACAUCGAGGGUCUAGAGGAAUUGAUUCCAGACGAGUAUAUUCGUUGCAGACUUUUUCCAUUUUCAUUAGAAGGGGGAGCCUUAAGAUGGUUAAACUGUCUACCAAGAGGAUCCCUGACUAGCUGGAAAGAGAUUAGAAAUGCUUUCCUUAAGCAAAUCUUCGACGAUACUCGUUAUUGGGAAGUAAGGAGGCGAAUCUCUACUUUCCGUCAAGAUCCUCAGGAAUCAUUCAAAAAUGCAUGGGGAAGAUUCAAGAGUUACGAACUCGAAUGCCCCCACCAUGGUUAUCCAGAACCACAAUUUCUUAAGAUCUUUUACAAAGGUUUUAUUCUGAGCUAUAAGACAAAGCUUGAUACAGCAAGCGAAGGGAAUUUCGUUAAUAGAAAUCCUAUGGAAGCAAAACGUCUAAUCGAAAACAUGGCAAGAGGAAGAUCCUAUGAAAAAAUGGAUGAAGAAAAAGAGAAAGACAAAACUAUAAUCUCAAUAGAAAAUACUGAGUUAGCUGAAAUAAAAAAUUCCAUAAAUUCGCUUCAUUCUCUUCUGACAGAUCAAAAUCCACCUAAUCUGUGCCACUUUACACGAGACUAUGAAAUCUGUAUACAGUCUCGUACUGGAAGAGAAAAGUACAAUCUUAAGCAAGCUCUUACAGGAAACCGUAAAAUGAAAUUCGAAUUCAACGGGAAAGUAAACAGUGUUUACGGAGAGCUAAAUCAGAAGAUGGAUUCUCUAAUUGAACAUCUACGGGGAAUGGAAGACAAAAUUGAUAACCUUGCAACAACUCUAAAAAGAGAGACAUGUCGUCUUCCUGGAAGGACCGAUGCUAAUCCUGGAGAAAAACGCCAGGCAUAUGCUGUGAUGCUACGAAGCGGAAAACGCCUUGAAACGAAUUCCAGAGAAGAUGUCAGAAAUAAAAAAUUCAUCGAUAAUGCGGGAAAAAGCCAUUCCAACCCCAUAGAACUGCUUGAUAACGACUCCGACUCAGAAACAUCAGAACAUAGGAAAAAUUCUUCAAAUGAAAAGAAUCAGGGGAAAACUAUAGAUUUAGACAAAGAGAAUCCCGAUGCCGAAGUCGAAAUCGACCAUCUAGACGAACCACAUGUCGAUCGAUCCUCUGGGAAGGAAAACGAUCGACCGUCUGGUGGCACCAGCAAUAGCAAUACACAAUCUACCGGAACUGAAAGAAUCUAUAGAGCUCCUCCCCCAUUUCCUCCAAACAAACCACAAACUAAGAAAGCAUUGGAACAUGCAAUCUGCAAAAAGGCUUUCGAUAAAAUCAAAUUCGAGACAUCCCUCAGUGACGCUCUUAAGAUAGCCCCUUCGGUGAAGUAA
Raphanus sativus (radish) is the source of this 1773-nucleotide messenger RNA. RefSeq lists its product as uncharacterized. Lineage: Eukaryota; Viridiplantae; Streptophyta; Magnoliopsida; Brassicales; Brassicaceae. The coding region runs from base 1 to 1773 and encodes 590 amino acids. The transcript is spliced from 2 exons. The record is from RefSeq and is a predicted model, not a curated record.